This is a messenger RNA of Camarhynchus parvulus, 2523 nucleotides long. RefSeq names its product Ras association domain family member 2 (gene RASSF2). Gene Ontology annotation, biological process: regulation of non-canonical NF-kappaB signal transduction; positive regulation of JNK cascade; signal transduction. Gene Ontology annotation, cellular component: nucleus; cytoplasm. NCBI's taxonomy places the organism in Eukaryota, Metazoa, Chordata, Aves, Passeriformes, Thraupidae. The record is from RefSeq and is a predicted model, not a curated record. The coding region runs from base 272 to 1171 and encodes 299 amino acids. The transcript has 12 exons.
AGGGGCGGCCUCCGGGGCACCGGCUGCGAGCGGAGCGGCGCCGGCACCGGCACCGGGACGGAGCGGCCGGGCCGGAGAACAAUAGCGGCGCUGGGAACAAUGGAGCGGCCGCCGCUCCCCGCGUAGGGACGCGGGCCGGGGCAGCGAUCCCAGCCCGGGAGUAGCGCAGGAACCGCGGCCAGCGCAGGAUCCGCGCCUCGGGUGGUGCUGGGUGCAGGGGGUUCCCUGCUCUGCCCUGACCCCGCCGUGUCCCCCCAGCCCGGCUCCCCCCAUGCCCGGCCGGCCCCGCCAUGGAGCUCAGCAGUGCGCGGGGGAUGCGGUGCCCUGCGGGAAGGACAAAUUCAUCUCCAGGAAUGAGCUGCUCCUGCACCUCAAGACCUACAACAUCUACUACGAGGGGCAGAACCUGCAGCUGCGGCACCGGGAGGAGGAAGGGGAGCUGAUCGUGGAGGGGCUGCUGAACAUCUCGUGGGGGCUGCGCCGCCCCAUCCGCCUGCAGAUGCAGGACGACAACCAGCGCAUCCGCCCGCCACCCUCCUCUUCCUCCUGGCACUCGGGCUGCAACCUGGGCGCCCACGGGUCCGUGCUGAAGCCCAGCACCCUGCCGGACAUCCAGGUGACAGAUGUGGGCACUGCCACCAGCACGGAGAAUCCCGGGAAUGGCGCGGCCCCCAGGGCGGAGGAGGCCCCGCAGCUGAUGAGGACCCGCAGCGACGUCGGCGUCCGGCCCCGCGGCAGCGCCCGGACGGCUGGAGAGCAGCGGCGGCUGCGGCGGCACCGCUUCUCCAUCAACGGCCACUUCUACAACCACAAGACCUCGGUGUUCACACCCGCCUACGGCUCCGUCACCAACGUGCGCAUCAACAGCACCAUGACCACGCCCCAGGUGCUCAAACUGCUGCUCAACAAAUUCAAGAUCGAGAACUCAGCAGAGGAGUUUGCUCUGUACAUGGUGCACACGAGCGGAGAGAAGCAGCGCCUGCGCGGCAGCGAUUUCCCGCUGCUGGCCCGGUGCUGCAGGGCCCCUGCGAGCAGGUGUCCAAGGUGUUCCUCAUGGAGAAGGACCAGGUGGAGGAGGUCACCUACGACGUUGCCCAGUACAUCAAAUUCGAGAUGCCCAUCCUCAGGAGCUUCAUCCAGAAGCUGGAGGAGGAGGAGGACCGGGAAGUGAAGAAGCUGAAGCACAAAUACUCCAUCCUGCGGCUGAUGAUCGAGCAGAGGCUGGAGGAGAUCUGCGAGGGCCCCACGGCCAUGUGAGCAUCCCUGGGAUGUGCUGCACCAAAUCCAUCCCCAAAACGCUCCUGGUGCCCUCCUGGACGGCCCCAAACCCCCUCCCAAGCCUCCAUCCCCCCAAAAUCCUCGGGGGGCUCCUCCCAGGAAGGCUCUGGCUGGUGGCAGCUCCAGCCAAAACCUCAAAUCCCCGCAAAACACGGGGAAAAAAACACAAAAAAAAUGAGGAAAAAAAGAGGAAAUGUGUGAGCAGCACCAAGGAGAGGCUGCCAGAAUUGCAGAGCUGGGAUUUUGGGGGGCUCAGGUUGGAAAUGCCCAACUCUGGAAAAUACAGGGGAAAAUAAACCAAAAAAAAAGAGAGAAAAAAGAGGAGAGUUCCAGAGCUGGAAUUUUGGGGGGCUGAGGUUGGAAAUGCCCAACCCUGGAAAAUACAGGGGAAAAAAAGAAAAAUAAAAGAGAAAAAAGGGGAGAGUUCCAGAGCUGGAAUUCUGGGGGGCUCGGGUUGGAAAUGCCCAUCGUGGCUCCCCGUGAGGGUCCUGCUGCUCAGCAGCAAGAGAGCACAAAAAAAUUCCUCUUUUUCUUUUAGAGAAAAGCACAUUCCUGCCCUAUCACCGCAAUAAUUCCCAGGUGUCGGGAGGAUUUUGUAAAUCCCAAGGGUUGGCUGAGAUUUCGGGGGGGUUUAACCCUGACCUGGGGGCUCAGGGGUGCGUUUCCAGCCCAGGAGAAAAUCCCAUUUUUUCCCCAAAGCUGCAGCCACGGCGUGGCCCCUCCAUCCCCCCCUGUAAUUUGCACUAAUAUUUCAGGAUUUCGCAGAAAACCACGAUGUCAAACCUCUCCGGUAGCUGAAAAUGCCAAAAACCACAAAAACAAAUGGCUGAGGGCCUCGAGCACCUCGAGGGGUCCGGAUGGGAAAGGGGGAGAGGCAGGAGGAGGGGGAGGCAGAAAUAAAGAGGAUUUUGUUUUCCAAAUCCAUUUUCUAACCAGAAAAUUAUCCUGGUGAAACCAGGACCAGCACCAGCUGGAAAAUCCUCUUUCCUCCCAGGCUAAACCAGCAAUACCCAUUUUAUACCUCGAUGUGAACUUAACCUCUGACUUUCCCCCCUUCCCUCUGAGAUUUUGCAAUGCAUCUUUGUAAAUUUUUUUUCAUUUUUAAUUUUAAUGGUACCUUUUCCACCUUUAACUCACGUUGGGGAAAGUGUUGUACAGCGAGAGGAGCUUUGGAUGUGUUUGAAGGAUGAUUGUGGCACUGCUGCGUGGAUUAACGAGGAAAUAAAAUAAAAUAAAAUAAAAUAU